Mus caroli (Ryukyu mouse) is the source of this 4558-nucleotide messenger RNA. The record is from RefSeq and is a predicted model, not a curated record. NCBI's taxonomy places the organism in Eukaryota, Metazoa, Chordata, Mammalia, Rodentia, Muridae.
UCCCCGCUUCCUUUUCCGGUGCCAGGAGGAGCCGUGUCGCUGUCGCCUCGGUCCAUCAGGCCUUCAGCGGGUCUCCAUUGCCCGUCUCUCUGGACUCACCGCCGCCACUGUGCCGCGCCUAGGACUCGGAUCCUGCCGGGAAAAUGUCAGAUGAAUUUUCGCUGGCAGAUGCGCUACCUGAACAGUCCUCUGCCAAACCGCCUGCUGUGACCAAUACAAAAGCUGGCCAUUCUUCUCAAGGGUGGCCAGGCUCCAGCCCGUGGAGCAACCCAAGUGCUCCACCUGCAAUGCCAUCUGGACUCCCCCCGAGUAGCGCAGCACCCUCUACUGUGCCUUUUGGACCAGUACCAACAGGAAUGUAUCCCUCCAUGCCUCCAACCGGACCACCCCCAGGACCCCCGGGACCCUUUCCUCCUCCUGGACCAUCAUGUCCCCCACCUGGUGUUCCUUAUCCUGCUGUGCCAGGCCCUGGCCCCACAGGGCCAUAUGCUACGCCAAAUAUGCCUAUGCCAGAGCUGCCUAGGCCAUAUGGUGCACCCACAGAUCCAGCUGCAGCCGGUUCUUUAGGUCCAUGGGGAUCCAUGUCUUCUGGACCUUGGGCACCAGGAAUUGCGGGGCAGCAUCCUAAUAUGCCAUAUCGAUCUCCAGGGCCAUAUCCCACUGUUCCUCCUCCAGUGUCAGGAGCACCACCUGUUCCGUGGGGCACUGUGCCACCAGGAGCCUGGGGACCACCAGCACCAUAUCCUGGCCCUGCAGGAUCAUACCCCACGCCAGGACCCCAUCCUUCUCUGAACAACCCUUACCAAGUGCCUUCAGGACCUGCUGGUGCUCCACCCAUGCCUGGUGGCCCCCACUCUUACCAUUAAGUUGACAGUGGAUGAAGAGAUGGCGCAAUGCUUUUUGAAGUACAUGUGUAUGCACGAGAAAGCAUAUAUAAUGGCUGGUUUCGCUGUUGGUUGAGGGCAUUUGUGAAAGAACUUUGCACCUCAGUUCCUGCUUCAUGUGUUUGGAUAUGUAGAACAUCACGUGGGUACAAUCAGAUAAAUGUAGAAGUGAAUCAUUCAAGUGUGCUUAAUGUGAUUAUGUGUAUUGAAUAACAUUUGAUAAUAUUUGUUUAAAGCAUAACUAUGCCCUGAAAAUCUAAAAUAACAUGGAUUAUUGUUAGAAUCUACAUCUUAAUUGACAACAUCAAGUACUUUUUAUAAUCACACCACCACCACCACUGCACCCCACAGAACCAAGAACAAUCACUUAAUUGAAAUAUGACUCCUCAACAUUUUGAGCUCCUCCUACCUACACAAACCUGGCCCUCUUACUGUAUUUAUCUAUGUAACUCUGUGUGUGUGUGUGUGUGUGUGUGUGUGUGUGUGUGUGUGUGUGUGUGUGUNUGUGUGUGUGUGUGUGUGUGUGUGUGUGUGUGUGUGUGUAUGUGUGUGUGUAUACUAAGUUUAAUUCAACCAUUAUAUCCAGUUCUCUCCUAUCAAGAUUGCUUCAUGAUCUAAGGACAGAUUCUUGCUCUGACGGAGCUCUAGAGGAAUACUGGCACCAAAUGCACCUGGAGUUGGAAGUUUUACUCUGGUAGUCAGACUGCCCGUGCUGAUUCCAGCCUCAGGAAGAAAUAAGGAAAAUGGGCGAGAUGAGUAAGGCAGCCCUGUUAAACUGUCGCUGCCUUGGGUCCUCCACCCUCCCAGCCAACUGAGUAGCAAGGCCAGCACACCGAUGUCACAUGCUAUAUGCCUUCUUUACUAUCUAAUUUUGGAAUUUACAAAUCAUUGUUUCCUUAAGAUAGCAAUUACAAAAGGUGGUUCGUUUCUAUCAUUACAUUAUUUCCUUGUAAGUUAGACAAGUUACUGGUCUAAUGAGAUGGUCAGAACUCCAGCAGGGCUUUUGGCUGUGCACUGGAGGUGUGGGCUUUGGCAUUUUGGUGUAGUCUGCUUCUUGCAUCUUCUCUUCUCACCCUGCCAGUCUGGGCCUGAGGGUUUCCANCUUCCGGUCAGAUCUAGAGUCUUCACCCUCACAGCAAAGCGUGACUCUUGAGCUUNUUUGGGAGUACAGAGCUAUGGGGGCAGUAACUGCUGACCCAAAAAUAUCGCUGGUCUUCCCACCACGUGGGUUAAAACAGACUUAUCAAAGACACCUUCCUAAUUAAGCCCGGAAACUUGGCUCGAGUGCAUUCGAUGCCAGCUUUUUUUUCUGGAGCUCUCAGCAAGAAACCUGUCCUCGGAGCUCAGUGCCAUUUUGAGAGAAACAUUUUGUUAUUUUGGCAGAACUAGGUAUAAUGGUUAAAUUAAACUUACUAAUACAAGUAUGUCACUAAAAGAUAAAAAGAGGCCCCAGCUGUAGGUAGAGGAUUUGUCCUCUAGGGUAUGUUUGAGGUUCUUCCAUUGGUUUCUCUAUUGGAUGCCAUCCUAUUAGGCUUUCCUGAAGUAACACUUCUUUUGGACUCCCACAAAGAUUGCUGGUUCUCCCCUGGGAGCUUCUUGGAUAUGGAGCCCGACCUGCCAGCCUGAGUAUUGGAGCCCUGGAACAUUGUCACUGCCCUGCCUACCUACGUAACUCUAAGCCAAUAAUUAUCAGUUGCCAAGUUCAUCAGCCAGUGUGGGGUUUGGUGUUCUUUGUAGGGUCAUUGGUGUUCUUGUUAGUGGAACUUAAUAGCCCACCCUGUGUGGUGUGCUCUCAAUGGUACUUCCAUUAAACCCUGGUUUUUUAGGACUUUACAACUGAAUAAUUGGGAGUUACUGGGUUUAUCNUUAUUUAAUGUAAGAGUGGAAAUCAAAGGGAUAGCAGGUUUUCUUGUUUUUUAUUUGUUUUCAGAACAUGUCUCUUGUUGCCUUAAGGGUAGGGUGUUUCUGGGUUUCAGGAAAGAAUCAAGAAAAGCAAAAAUAAAAUGAAUAACCAGUAGCCAAAUGAGGAAAAUUAUCUGGAAAGGAUUUUCUGUUUUGUUUUAACCUAAGAAUAAUCCUGCUUUCAGAACAAACAGUGUAGGCCAUGACUGGUCUACUGAGAAGACAGAUAGAUUGUCAGUAAGUGGUCUUAAAGGAGUCAAUUAUAGAAUUUGUUGACAUGGCCUCAAUAAUUCUUAAAUAAGUACAAUAAAGAUAGUCAAGAUGUGUACAAGGAUAGUUUUUGUGAAGUUGAAGUCUUUGGUUUUGUAAUGUUUGGUUCUUUACAAAGCCUCCCUCCCUCCCGACCUUGUUGGUUUUGCUNUCAGUGGUGGUUAAUGUCUAUUUCUCAUGCCACACCUCACGGGUGGCCUCACCUAGACAGCUUUUGGAAACUGGAUUGGAGAUAGCCCCACCCUGUUUCUGGUAAGAUACUGCCUCAGUUUCAGUGGUUGCCUACACUUAUCAACUGGUGCCAUGUAUUCCUCAAAAUGCCAAGAUUACAAACUCUGCAAGUUUCACGGGCCUUUGAAUCCUUCCAGCGUUUAGAGAAGCAGGCGCCUAACUGAACCAGCUGCUAGAGAACAGUGGAUGCUUUGGGGGAAAACAUCGGAACUUUCAGAAUUCUGCCAACGGAAACAACAAUGGACAAUGGCAAUUGGGACUGAGAUUUCCUGCUUGCUUCUAGCUGCAGAACCCAUCUCAGGACUGACCCUGUCCCGUGUGCACAUCCAGGAUGGAGCUCUUGUCCCUGUGCUCAGGAGCUUCCUGGUGGGGCCACCAGUACAGCCACCAGAGGAAAGGGGAUUUGCGAUAGCUCUCAGAGAGGAGAGCAGGCUGUCCUGGGCAUUUUAAAAAAUGUGGCAUUUGGGUUUUUUCUUUUUGUUUUUUGUUUUUUGAGGCGGGGUCUCGCCACAUAACUCUGGCUAACCUGAAACUAUGUAGUUGAAGAAAUCACAAAAAACUUUCUGUUUCUGUCUCCCAAAUUCUGAGAUUAAAGGCAUGUGGCUGGCUUAAUAAACUGGUUGUGUGUGUAUAUAUGUAAAUGAAUAUCUUUCAUGAGCCACGUGUGGUGUUGCAUGCCGUUGAUAUCCCAGCACUUGGGAGGCAGAGGCAGUCAGAUCUCUUAACACAAGGACAGCUUGGUCUACAGAGAAUUACAGGGCAACCAGGGUUAUACAGGGAAAUGAAGUCUCACAAAACCAUCAUUCCAAGGUUGUAGUGUUCAUCAGUGCAACUAGUCAAGUGUACAAUAUAACAGGAUUGUUUCCCGUUGGUCUGGAUAAAGGCCCAGCUGCCACUGGUUGACACUGACCUCAUGAAGUGGACACUACUUUUUAUAUGUGCUCUGUAAGAGGUUUUGUAAUACUUUUUUUGGGAUUAUGAUUUUUUUCACUUAUUGAAUAAUGUCAAAUUUGAUGUAUUUUACAGUCUAUGCAUUUUAAGUUAAGCUGCCUGAAGUGUGGUUUGAGACAUGUAUGUUUAUAUUGUAAGCAAUGGAAGAUACUAGGUUUUGUCACCUGCUGCUGUAUUUGGAAACAAAGACAAAUGUCGCCUGAAGAAGUAAUUAUAAUUAGAAGUAGGCUAUUGAUGUGAUCAUUGAUAUUUUUGAGGUAAACUUGUUUGCUUUUGUGUGUAAUACCUGAAAGCUUUUUUAAGAAAAUGUAUUUUCGUGA